GCUCCUUCUCAACUGUUCCUACCACCGAAAUGUUCGGUUUGCGAUGAAUUCGUCCAUCCUAUAGGGAUAAGAGUGGUGAUUGAGACGUUAGCAUUACGACUGAAAUGUAAACAAAUUGUGUGACCGUUCUGAAUUUAGGAAGUAUUUCUGAUAAUUUAGAAGCAAACAGCUGUAGAGAGAAUUGUAAUCGAUGAAUUGUUUUUAAAGGGAAGGAUGAGCGUUAAUUCUUGUUCCCAUUUGGACAGUGUUCCUGAAGCUUUAGAGUGUUAUAAUGUUGUACUAGGCUAUUAUGUUACUUGCAUAGCCAAAAGAGCGUCUGAAAGGAAAGCGGUUGACGCAUAUUGCCGUAUCUGUAACUCAGCCCAUAAAAAAUUACAUGCAUGUUUAGAAUGCGCAUUUUUUGGUUGCUUUGAUUUUGAAGAUGGAAAAAAUAGUCAUAUGGAAGAUCAUUCCAAAAGAUAUCGACACUAUUUUGCUAUCAAUAUAAACCAUGGCUCAUUAUUUUGCUUUAAGUGUAAUGAUUAUAUUUAUAAUGAAAUCUAUGAUGAUUCUCUCACUGAAUUCAAUUUAGAAGCCAGAAAAAUGAAUGUCAUUCGAACUUACAUGCCUUGGAAGCCUAAGGCAAGAGAAAUAGCUGCCCUACCAAACCCUGUUGUAAAAAUUGCAGAUGAUUCAUAUUUUGGUUUAAGAGGUAUAGUGAAUAUUGGAAAUAGUUGCUAUAUUAACUGUAUUGUCCAAGUAUUGAUGCACACUCCUGUGCUGGUAAAUUUUUUUUUCUCUGAUGCGCACAUAUGUUCUGCAAAAGAUUCUUGUCUUUUAUGCGAGUUGUUUCAUAUGUUCCAGGAGUUUUACUCUGGUAAAUCGAUACCAUAUGAUCCAUCAGAACGAUUUUUUUUUACAUUGCAGAAGUUUUGUAAGCAACCUCUUGGAAUGGAACAGCAAGAUUGUUAUGAAUUAUUGCAAGAAAUUCUAAUUGGACUUCAUGCUAAUUGUCCAAAAAAGGAUAGAGCAGAUUGCAAUUGUAUGAUUCAACAGAUAUUUUAUGGAAUGACUCAAGGCUUUAAAGAAUGCCAGCAUUGUAAUGAUUCAUCAUCAUUGCCCCCUGAUUAUUUCAUGGAUAUCCUGCUGGAUUUAGAUAGGGAUGAUGACUCUCUUGUUAAUGUUUUGAGUAGAAAAUAUUUGGAACCGCAUUUGUUAUCUGACUAUAAGUGCUCAAAUUGCCAACAAACUGACACAACAUAUUUACACCAACAUAUUAAAAAACUUCCUACUGUUAUUUGCUUCCGCAUGAAUUGUUUCCUCUUGGAAUCAGACCAAAAAGCUUCUGCUCGGCCCAAAAACAGAAAAAUACAGAAGAAAUCGACUGCUUUUACAUUUGAAGAGUAUAUAAAUAUGUCACCAUAUUUAAAUUCAGAAGCUAAUGGUAAUGCAUCUUCUUCUGAUAUACUUGAGGAUAGAUAUCGUUUGUUUGCCGUUAUAUUUCAUAAAGGUACUUUACAAGGUGGACAUUAUGCAGCAUAUAUUCGACACAGGCUUAAUAGAUGGUAUGAAUGUGAUGAUAGAUUUAUUUAUAAACGAAGCUUGGAACAAGUUCUUCAGUGUGAACCUUUUCUUUUAUUCUAUCAGAGAUUAUACUGUUGCCUUAAAUCCAAAUUCUUUCCAUUGUUGCAUGAAAUAUUUAAUCAUGCGGUUUUUUCCCAUUGUUGAAAGCAUUAGAAGAAGGAGUCUGUUUAGUAUGAAUUUAGAUUGAAAGAUGAUGGGGAAAAGAUUGAAGUUACCAUAUCCUGAAAUUUAGAAGAUAAAUGAACUGCAUAUUUAUGUUUUUAAUUGCACUGUGAUGUCAUGCGACUGAUCUCCAUUAAAAAGAUUCAGACACAGUAUGAAUGAACAUAUGUUAAAUAGUUAAAAAUAACAUGAUUUAAAUGUUUGAUAAUUGAACAGAAUCGUGGACCUGAAGUUAUAUCUCAUCAGUUUAUUUGAAUGAAAUAUAACUAAUUUUCCCAGCAAGCCUAUCUGUUGCUAGAAGUGACUACUUAUGAAUAAUGCAUCAAUUUUAACAAAAUAUUUUAGUUGUUUGGUGAUUAAUUCUGGGGCCUACUGUCAGACACAAGUAUCAUAUUUUCUUUGAAAUUUCAAUGUAAAAGUGUUGGCAUAAAAGUGACUUCACUUUGUAUCACUGAAAAGCUGAAAAUUUGUAAUGUGAAAAUUUUGUGUGUGAAUAAAAUACUCUG
Molecule: messenger RNA, 2231 nt
Organism: Argiope bruennichi
Lineage: Eukaryota; Metazoa; Arthropoda; Arachnida; Araneae; Araneidae
Product: ubiquitin carboxyl-terminal hydrolase 22-like
Exons: 2
Coding region: 214-1707 (497 amino acids)
Biological process (GO): protein deubiquitination
Cellular component (GO): nucleus; cytosol
Molecular function (GO): zinc ion binding; cysteine-type deubiquitinase activity; cysteine-type endopeptidase activity
Source: RefSeq, a predicted model, not a curated record